GUGUAGACUGGGAAGGUGGGUGUGUCCUCGGACUCAGACAGCAGCAGCAACGAGUGUUCGGAGAAGAAACAGAAAAAUGUCCUCGGUCCCUGACGGGAAGAAGCUGCUCCGCAGCCCCAGCGGCCUCCGCAUGGUUCCGGAGAACGGCGCCUUCAACAGCCCCUUCGCCCUGGACGAACCGCAGUGGGUCCCGGACAAAGAGUGUCCGAGGUGUAUGCAGUGUGACACCAAGUUUGACUUCAUCAGGAGAAAGCACCACUGUCGACGGUGCGGCCGCUGCUUCUGUGAUAAAUGCUGCAGUAAGAAGGUGGCGCUGCCGCGCAUGUGUUUCGUGGACCCGGUGCGUCAGUGUGCCGAGUGCAGCCUCGUCUCCCAGAAAGAGAUGGAGUUUUUUGACAAGCAGCUCAAAGUUCUGCUGGGAGGCGGCACCUUCAUCGUUACGCUGGGGACGACAGAAAAGACGGAGACGAUGACGUGUCGUCUGUCCAACAACCACAGGUAUUUGUUCCUGGACGGUGAAAGUCACUUUGAGGUGGAGUUGUCUCGCAUGUCCAGCAUGCAGAUCCUGACAGACGGGACGAGUCCAGGAGACACUGACAUUCACACUUACACCAGUCUGCUGGACAGUCAGUGUAUCUCUGAAGGAGGGACAUCCAGAGCCAGUGGCAUGUUGCUUCAUUACAAACCCAUGGGCUCUCAGGACGCUCAGCAGCUCCGCCUGGAGGCUGCAGACGACAAGAAGGUGGCUUCACUAUGGCUCGCUGCCAUGCACAAGGCUGCCAAACUGCUGUAUGAAUCCCGGGACCAGUGACGGACAGAGCAGCUGAACUCUGAACCAGGCAGCGCACACACACACACAAGUGUUUGUCCUCCGUCUCCUCUGAGGUUUCUUUUCUCUUCUUUUCUUUUUUUAAUUUAAUUAAUUAACGUCCGUUCCGAUUCUGCUCCUCCACUGAUUCCACAUCAGCUCUUGAUAACCCGUUCUUAUCACGGUCACUUUUACAAGAAAGAAAGAAAGAAAGAAAGAAAGAAAUGUUUAUAUAUAUAUGUAUGUUUGAAAAAAAAAACAACAACAAUUUUAUUACCUCUAUUCUUCAUGUUUACCACAAACAGUCUGAUUGUUCUUCCCGUCUUUUUUCUCUCAGGGGAUGAAGACACGCGCUUAUAACGUUUAUAUAAAAGCCACGCCCACUUUAACUUCCUGCUCCUUGACUUUAAAUCCAAAUGAUCCUAAACUACGGCGACACGUGACCUUUUCAUAAACCGUUUAAAAACGCGACGACUUUAUACGCUGCUGUUAUUUUUCUCAGUGUGUUUGUUAAUGAGGAUUUCAUUUCCUGGUACAAAUCAGGAGACACUUAAAAGACUGCGUCUACAAGUUAGAGGACAAAUCCGCUUUAAAACCCUUUAAAUCAGGACAGAAAAGCUGCUUUUGGGGUGUGGACACUGGUUAUUUGUCUCUGUAUGUGUCCCUGUGAUGGACUGACGACCUGUCCAGGGUGUGACCCCUGCUUUUCACCCUAUGUCCGGCUGGGAUUGGCACCAGCGACCCUGUGACCCUCGCGUGGAGGAUUUUCCACGACAGUUCCAGCACGCGGCGGCUCGACUCUGCGACGUUUUGGUAUCAGUCACGCCGUUUUUCCAUGACUUCAUAGCUCCUCCUCAACGUGGGCGGGGUUGUCAUAGUCCUGGCUGCGCGAAAGUGCCGUGACGUGCUUUUAUAUACGCGACGCAAACGCACCAAUAAAGCACCAAUUACCACGUACUGUCCCUCAUGGAAAAGCAAAAUAAAACGAGCAGAGUCGAGCUGAACUGCAACUGUGUCGUGGAAAAGCGCCAGAGGCGUAUUUGUCCUUUAACAGGCGACCGUUGAGCUUUAGAUUCAGAUUCUGUCGUGAAACUUCUGGUCGUGUGUGUGUGUGUGUCUUUUUUUGGUUCUUUUUUCUGCGAUAACUGUAUAAUUUACAAGGAUUUACAGAUUUAACUCCUUAGGCGUCUGUCUGGGGAAAACGACGAGAUGUUUUCACUGAUUCUGGUGAAAACUAAAUAUAAACGCAGACGUAUAAUAAUAAUAAUAAAUGCUUUAAAUGUACUUUCAUGUAUCAAAGUUUUGUACGAGAUAUUUUCUUUAAUAUUCCUACUUUAACACGUAAUGGCGUGAUUUUUAAAGCCGAAGUAUGACUGGAAUCAGUUUGUUUUUUCUUCCGUAAAAAAACACUUGUGUACACAGUAUUUUCUCUUCCUGUUUGUUGUCGUCAUGGUUACCUGCCGCGACGCAAACGCAGUUCACCGAUGUUUGAGUUGGAACGCUCGGGCAGGUCACUCUCACUCGUGCUUCCAGGGACGUACGUGUCGCAAACAGAAAACGUCGACGUGGACUGAAAUGUUUCAAACUUUCGCGUUUGUUUUCACAAAUUAUGCAUUAAAAGGUACAUUGUGUGAAAUUUAGGAAUGGCAAACAUAGCAAAUGACUGUAUCGCCUUGAUAUGGGUGUCAUUUUAGACCAUUUUUUUAAACUGUUGGGCUAUUAUUUAGUAAUUCUCCAACUUUAGAACAAAUAUUCGUCUCACAUAACAAGAAAUAAACAGCCCGCAACAUGACUUUUUUUACAGUCUAAACACAUAUAUAUAUAUACAUAAAUAUGUAUGUAUGUGUAUAUAUGUAUAUAUAUGAUUUUUGGGGUUUUUUUUGUAUCGGAUUUUAUGUUUUUAUCUGUCCGAUAUCCGAUACAGUGAUUUUGACCAGUAUCGGACCGAUACUGACCGAUACCGAUUCCCAUCCCUAAUAAAAAAAAACAGCCAAAACAAUUAAACACAAUAAAAACGGAUCAAAUAAAAUAAAUAAAAUGGAAAUAACAUCAAAAAAGAUACUUAAUACACUACUCAUAUCGGUAUCGGUUCAAUAUCGGUGCGUUAUAUUGUGUUGGAGAAAGUACGUAGCCUUGAGUUAGCAUCAAAACUGACUACUCCUACAGUAUAUACAAAUAUAAAAGGCUCAUUCUGGAGUUAAUGGGAAAAACAGAAGUAAAGCACAAUUUCUGCAAAAUUUCACACACUAGACCUUUAAAUCUGAUUUUGUUACACGCGAGUGAAGGACUCAAAAGUUCAGUUUUGCGUCAGUGGAGACGCCAAGUAUUAUAUUAUAUUUAGUUACGAUCGCCAAGUGUAGAAGAUGACGUCACAGUGACAAACGUCUUUUAUUUAUCCGUUUCUGACUUUGUUUGAGUGAAUCGAGCACAGAGUGAGUUCACCUUUAGUAAAAAAAUAAAUACUUGUCGUGACCUUCACCUUUUCCUCUUCCUCCACUUUGUAAUGUAAAGUUUAUUUUUAUACGCUGCUCACCUAAGAACUGAAGUUGUUGUUUGGUUUGAAGCUUCCAGGAAAGAUUUGAGUGAAAAAAAAGGAUUAUAAUCCAUAAUCUCCUCGUUAGACGUCAGUUAUCUUCCAUUAAACAUCUGAUUUAUGUGACGGAGGUUGAUGUUAGAGCUGCACAGUUAUCAAACAUGAUGAUAAAUUACGUUUACAGAACACCAUCAUGUGGGACUAAUUUUGCCGCUCCUCUGGAUUAUCUUCAAUGUUCAACAAUAAUCUGGAGUUUUUGUUGUCACUUUAAACAAAAACCGGUGUAUGUACCCUCACACGCUGAUUUACUGUCGCCAACUUCAUUUAUUUUACUGAAAAUGCUCCACAGUAUGUCACAACUUUGUUGGAUUAUUCUGUUGGGAAUAAAAUCAAGUGUUUAUAA
Molecule: messenger RNA, 3744 nt
Organism: Solea solea (common sole)
Lineage: Eukaryota; Metazoa; Chordata; Actinopteri; Pleuronectiformes; Soleidae
Gene: zfyve21
Product: zinc finger, FYVE domain containing 21
Exons: 8
Coding region: 77-811 (244 amino acids)
Molecular function (GO): metal ion binding
Source: RefSeq, a predicted model, not a curated record